This is a messenger RNA of Entelurus aequoreus (snake pipefish), 1737 nucleotides long. RefSeq names its product ephrin-A1a (gene efna1a). Gene Ontology annotation, biological process: axon guidance; ephrin receptor signaling pathway. Bases 196 to 882 code for a protein of 228 amino acids. The transcript has 5 exons. The record is from RefSeq and is a predicted model, not a curated record. Lineage: Eukaryota; Metazoa; Chordata; Actinopteri; Syngnathiformes; Syngnathidae. Gene Ontology annotation, cellular component: plasma membrane. Gene Ontology annotation, molecular function: ephrin receptor binding.
GCCGACACGAGAACUCAUUCACGACGGAUUUUGUGUGACUGACACAACCUUCCUGUUUCUGUGACGCGAUUUGUUGGCUUUUUCUUUUACUAUUUCUUAGUAAACCGCGUAGAACUUCACGGUAAAGUUGUUGUUUUUGUCCUCGCACAACCGUACCUGAGUUGUGUACGUGUGUUUGUGUGUGCCGCGUCCACCAUGGAUUUGGUGUGGAUUGUGGGCUGCCUGGUGAGCUUGUGCGCCUGGCUCGCUUCUGCCGAGCGCCACAGCGUGUUCUGGAACAGCACAAACCCAAAGUUUCUGUGGGACGACUACACCGUGGAGGUGAGGCUUAACGACUACCUGGACAUCGUGUGCCCACAUUACCCACAGGGCGAGGUGCUGCUGCUGGACGCCGAGCGCUACGUGCUCUACAUGGUGGAGCAGGAGGACUACGAUUCGUGCAAGCCGCAGUCGUACGACCAGAUGCGCUGGGAGUGCGGACACCCGUUUGCGCCGCACGGGCCCGAGAAGUUCUCCGAAAAGUUCCAGCGGUUUACACCUUUUACCCUCGGGAAGGAGUUCCGCCAGGGAGAAAGCUACUAUUAUAUCUCUAAACCUUUACACCACCAUGGGCAAGAGUGCCUGCGACUCAGGGUGGACGUCGUCGCGGCCGACGGCUCUCAGGAGGCCAGAGUGGCCAAAGGGGGCACAGGUGGGGCUACAGUUGGAGCUGGAGGUGGCGUUCACGACCCAUCUAACAGACUGCCUGCAGCAGACGACCCGGUGGUCAGCCUCCCCGAGGUCCAGAAGAGCGUGCGGACCAACUCGUCGGCGACGGCGCCGUCCUCGCUCUGCACCCUGUGGCUACUCGCCCCCAUGUCCUUACUGCUCCUGCUGCACUAGGACUCCAUGUUGGGGCGCAGCAUGAAGACCGCCUGUGGGGACCAAUCCACUGGACUACAACAAAAAAAAGUUUAUCUCGCCCAGUGCCGGCCACGGGGCGGAGAAUAGACGGACGUGCUUGAGGGCCACUUGCUUUUUUUGAGGACCCUGCCUGAAGAACAAUCAAGAACUGAAUGAGAUAACCCCGGAAAAGGACUCGAUCAAACUCUUUUGAGCCAAAGAUUGGUCAUCUCUCCAUCUUGUACACUAAAUCCACCCACCACUAUUGUGUACUACUCGUGUUUGUUAUUAUUAUUGUAACGUGGCAUUGACAUCAUAAGUGAUGACUUUUUUUUUUGUAUGUAGCAGACAUGGAAGCUGUUGCCGUGGCAACAACCAUCAAUACUGUAGCACUACACAUGGAGAAAGAAACGCAUCAUCAGCUGAAUCCCUUAGAAAAACCUGUUGUACAUGAUGUGAAGAUAAGUUAUGACAUGUGGGAGGUUUACUGUAUAUACCAACAUACGGAUGUGUGUGUGUGUGCGUGUUUGUUUGUGUGUGUGUGUGGGAGUUGUGGUAAGACAAAAUGUAUUACUGCCAAAAGUAAACACUGACUUGUGUUUUUUUUUUUAACAGAGAGGCUGGCCUUCUGUCUUUGUUGACUUAUUUUUAGUUUUAGUUUUUUUUUAAGCUAAAAAAAAAUUCUAAGUUAUCCCCACUAUUUAGAUUAUUAAUUUGACCAUAGCAUCUACAUCCGCAUCAUCCCCUAACAGGCUGGCGGGAACAACGAAGCACAACACAAAUGCCGACCAAUGAAGUCAGUUUUUCGUAGGUUUUUUUUUUAAGAAAAGCGAAAAAAUAAAAACUUGCUACCGA